UUCUCCCUUCUCUUUUGCAAGACGUCCUUGAUGAAGUUAAAUGGCUCUCUUUGCUCUGAGAUCUAACAUUCUCUUUCAUAGGUAACCUUUUCCUUGCUUUCCUCCAUGCUGAAGUGCAGAUAUGCUCUUGGCAGAUGAGGCUUGGGCUCCCCUUAUAUUUCUGAAUCACUUUUUUCCUCUCCCAAACCUACAUUUAGCAUACCGAUUAUGAACAAGAGCACAAAAAGCCUGGUAGAUCAAAAGCGUUUGUGUGGGCAGUUGAACAGGAGGUGACUAUUUAACGCUUUUGUUCAUCAAUAACUCUCUGGCUUUGACCUGUCUGAGCAAGUCGUGCAGUAAGGUGAAAUGCAGGUCACAGCGUCUCACAAAUAUGAAAAUGUACGGGAUUUUCCCCAUUGCUGAGCCCAUUGGAUCCAUCUCUCUCGAUUCUGGGGGAUGAGAUCAAGAACCCUUGUUGUCCAGUGAAGGAGACAAAAUACGGAUAAUUUGUUUUAUUUUGGAGAUUGUUCUCUAAAAGAGAUCAGAGAAGCUCAGUGAGAGGGUGGGGGGGAAACUCUCUUUAGCAGCGUUAGGUACAAAGAUCAUCGCCACCAAAUCCCUAAAGCUGCAAAGCAAAGAGAUUCUAAAGUCAAAUAUUUAGUUGACAAAAAUGAUAUGGAGGUGGAGGGGUGGGAAGAAAUUUCCUCCAAGUAGGAGCUGGAGAAAGAGUACCAGGAGUUGCUUCUCUCUCCUAACCCUUACUCCUUAUCUCCACCCUAGGGCCCGGUGUCUAUCUAUUUCAAAGAUUUAAAAAAAAAGAAAGAAAGAAAGAAAGAAAGAAAGAAAGAAAAGAAAAGAAAAGAAAAGAAAGAAAUCUCAAGCUUAUGAUCCUGUAGAGAAAAAAAAAAUCCAACCAGGAUGGGCCAUCUUUCUUGCUCUGAAAUCCAUUCUCCUGGGUGUCCUUCUUUCUCUGCUUGAAAACCCGAACAGAACUGAGGGGUUGAUCCCCGGACAGCAGUGAAGAGUUAAGGCAGGCGCAAUUCAUGAACUUUUGUACUCUUGUGUGCUGCUGUCGCCAAAGCAAAAAUAAUGAAACUUUGUGAUAUGUUUGUAAAUGAUUUCGAAUGACCCCUCACCCUGCCCUUCACCAUAAACGCUACCCCACUAAACCUAAGGACAUUUGCCUGAGCAAAGCAUUCGACCCUAGGUUUACUGCCUGAAGUUGAACAGGAUAAAAGCGAAAAGCUCUCUAAUGACGCGAAGGUAAACGGAACCAGUUGUGUUUUGUUUUGUUUUUUUCUGGAAACUAACUUUAGCUUUCAAGACAGCGAUUUAUUUCAGCUAGGGGGAAGGGGCUGCUGGAAGCAUUUCUAUUCCCUCUUAUCUCUCCAGAUAGUGUCUGCUUUCUUUCUGAAAAUGUUACUUACUUAAGGAUGACCAGGAGUAGGUGGAAAUCUGUCAACUCCAGGAUGGGUUAUGAUGAUGAUGAUGAUGAUGAUGAUGAUGAUUACUGUUAUUUCUUUGUUUUUGUUUUUGUUUUUCCCUGUAGAAGAGCUCCAGUGGAGCCUUCUAAAUCCCACUCAGGUUUCCCUUCAGGCAGAGAAGGAAGAAUAUUUGAAUUAGUCGCUGUAAAUUGCCCUUACGUCCUAAAGAGGUAUUUCAGCAAUCUGUAGACUACCUGGAUGUCUUCUGAAAGUCCAGAAUUAUUUCAAUGGAGGCGGCAGCCUUUGGCCAGUGCAGAAUAGUUUUGAUUUAGAAAGUAGGAUGAAUCAGAAAAAUGCAGUGGGACUGGCAGAUUACAUUGUAGAUGAGAACAGAAUGUUAUUACGUUGUCUAUAUAUACCCUGUAGAACCGAAUUUGUGUGGUAUUUACAUAGUCACAGAUUCGAUUCUAGGGGAAUAUAUGGUCGAUGCAAAAACUUCACAUUUCUACAAAUGGUUAAAAGUGUAAAUGUCUGGGGAUCCGAAAUGAAGUGCAUGCUGCUUUAUUGGAGACUUAUCCAAGUCAUGCUAGCUCUGUCUUAUUUACUGACACCUUACGACAUGGGGAAUAUGGAUUGAUGUUGGUGAAUUAUAGAUCAGCUUUAAAAAUCUGUUCACUGUAAAACUGAGUCACAUGGUAGGUCUGGACAACCUGAAAACUAGUUUGAUAAAUUAAUACUUCUGAAAGAGGACGCUAAAAAAAAAAAAAAAAAAAAAAAAAAAAAAAAAAAAAAAAGUUAAGAGGUUAGGUGUGAAGAAUUUUCGUGGCCACUUUUUUUUUUUUUUUUUUUUUUUUUAAGCUUCUGGAUUAUCUGGAAAGUAGCACGGGAGGUAUGGGCUUGGAUUCACUUCUGCUCAAGGCAGAGGGCUGGACUGGGGACAAAAUUUGUAUGAUUAAAUUUGGGAUGCUUUCCUGGGAUGGUGUUACACAAUCUUCGAUUUAACUGCUUGCAACUUCAAUCGUAAAGAAGUGGGGGGGCGAGGGUGGGAGAUAACCCGAAGCACAAACAAGAGUCCCCCUGCUUUCUGUGUGAAUUUUCUGUAUGGGGACCUGCUAAGUGCAUUCGGAGUUACUGAUUGCCUAAUUUUAUUCAACCGAACUAGAUUCUGGUAACUUUUGGGUGACCCCGGGGAGACAAAGCCAAGACACAUCUAUUGUAUAUCAUAUUCCCCUUCUGUUUGAUGGCUUUUCUUUGGGCGUGGAGUCUUUCUCCCAGUUCUCCCUCUGCACGUUUUCCCCAAUGUCUUGAUGCCACCCCCAUCCCCCAGUCUCAAUCCCUCUAGCACUCGACUAUAUAUUCUUGCUGGAUGUUUUAUUUACCAAAAGUAACGCGAAGGGCCAGGGAAUGAUUUCUGGGGGAUUAGUGGAAAGGGCAUAGAAGGUUAGAAAAGUCAGUUCAAACAAAAGCUCGGAUUACCUGAGGGGCAAAGGAGAUGGGGGUGGAAGUGAUGAAUCGUCCUACCACAUUAACAUCUGGCUGGGAAGACCAAAUGCAUAGAGAAGAGUCACUUGAUUACACGUAUAUUAUUUAGUUAAAUUUGUGAAAAUUAUGAGAUGCUCACAAAUCCGGUGAUAAACUCCCUCCCUCGCCAUUGGCUGGGGCGGUCACAUGGCCCCCUAACUUUAUUCAGUUGACAGCAAGUAGGAGGGCCCUAUGGAAGGAGAAAAAAAGACAACACGAGAAAAAUUAGUAUUUUCUACCUUCAGAAAUUAAUGGCCAUGAGUUCGUAUAUGGUGAACUCUAAGUAUGUGGACCCCAAAUUUCCUCCUUGUGAGGAAUAUUUGCAGAAUAGCUACCUAGCCGAGCAGAGCUCAGACUAUUAUAGUGGCUCUCAGGGUUCGGAUUUCCAGCAUCAGGGAGUCUACCCACGGUCAAACUACAGCGAGCAGCCCUUCAGCUGUAGCAAUGCCCAAGGCUCUACGGUGCCUCCGCGGGGUCAUGGACAGGAGCCAUCGGGCCCGGCGAGCCACUACCCGGGCCAAGGGGAGCAUUGUCCCCAGCCUCCAAUCCCCAGUUCCCGGGCCUGCAGCCAGCCGGCCAGCCUCAAGCAACCUCCCAACGGGACGGCCCUCAAACAGCCCGCUGUGGUGUACCCCUGGAUGAAGAAAGUGCAUGUAAAUUCCGUGAAUCCUAAUUACACCGGAGGGGAGCCCAAGCGGUCCAGAACAGCCUACACAAGGCAGCAAGUCCUAGAACUGGAAAAGGAAUUCCAUUUUAACAGGUAUCUGACGAGGCGUCGUCGGAUCGAAAUAGCCCACACUCUCUGUCUCUCUGAACGCCAGAUCAAGAUCUGGUUUCAGAAUCGUAGGAUGAAAUGGAAAAAAGACCACAAGCUGCCCAACACGAAGGGCAGGUCUUCCUCGGCCGCUUCGAACCAGCAUUUACAGCCCGUGUCCAAGGACCAUCACACUGACUUGACGACUUUAUAGAGGAGGUGAAAUCUCCCCCCACCCCCAACCCUAUCCAAUCUCUCUCAUCCCUUCCCCCAAUUUCAUCCUUUGCUUCUGAACUGUGCUGUGUGUAGAACUGACAUGAUCCAAACACAACCUGCAUGGAGCAGGCAAAGCCUCCCCAGGCUGUCAGCUUGCUUUAAGGUGCUUGUGCUGUACAAAGCGGACUCGCUGAGGGUACUUCAGACUUCCUUGGCAUUCUUCAUACUAGCACAACCCCCAAACUCUCCAGGCAGGAAGUGAAAAGUUUAGGGAAAAUUAUAGAGAGAUAUAUAAUUAUAUAUGUGUGUGUGAAUGUAUGUAUAUAUAAUUAUAUAUCGAAGGAGCUACUGAGUAUAAAAAUCUGACGAGUCAUUAAACACAAAUGAAAAUUUCAUCUUUUCGGUUUUCAAUUUUAAAGUGAAGGUUUGAUUCUAUGCCAGUAUCAGUCUUGAUAUUCUGUCUACCCUCAUCCCCCACCUCAUGCAGUUUCGGGUUUAUAGAAUGUAGGAGAGUUCAGGGCAGAGGGCUGUCUAGCUGGUUACAGGAUUUGUGAACUUCUUGGGUCUUCUAUCUUGUGGCUGUGUGAUUAAAGCCCCCCCCUCAUAUUCAGAAACCCCCAAAGAAAUACCUAGGAAAGAAGUGGAAACGGGUUAUUUUAUUUUCAGAUUGUGUUUACAUAUUUAUUUAUUUGUCGAUUAGAGGAGCGCACACAUAUUAACACGCGUUAAGCCAAAAAUCCUAAUCAGGGGGAGCUGAAGCUCAAGGCUCCCUCUUAUGGAAAAUCAUAGAGAAGAUAGUAUGGCUUAGAUUUCUCAACUUUGCCAGACAUUUAGGACUCUCUUCCUCCCCACCCCC
Molecule: messenger RNA, 4750 nt
Organism: Gracilinanus agilis (Agile Gracile Mouse Opossum)
Lineage: Eukaryota; Metazoa; Chordata; Mammalia; Didelphimorphia; Didelphidae
Gene: HOXD4
Product: homeobox D4
Exons: 2
Coding region: 3176-3892 (238 amino acids)
Biological process (GO): regulation of transcription by RNA polymerase II; anterior/posterior pattern specification; embryonic skeletal system morphogenesis
Cellular component (GO): nucleus
Molecular function (GO): DNA-binding transcription factor activity, RNA polymerase II-specific; RNA polymerase II cis-regulatory region sequence-specific DNA binding
Source: RefSeq, a predicted model, not a curated record